AUGGCGCCCUCGCUCGACGUCGCGGCGCGCGCCGCCUCGUCGCACACCGUCGACGGGCCCGCCGGACAGGUGGCCGCGCCCGAGAGUGUCGCGGGCGAGCAGGCCGCCGGCGCGCGCGACAUCGCUGCCGCUGACCUCGUCGUCACGCACGUCGAGCAGCGCAAGUCGCCGCCGCCUGCCUCGGCCCUCGUCUUUGGCCACACCUUCGCAGACCACAUGCUCGCCAUCGAGUGGACGAGCGCAGAGGGCUGGCAGGCGCCGCAGAUCAAGCCGUACGGGCCGCUGGUGCUCGACCCCAGCAGCGUCAUCUUCCACUAUGCGCCGUCGCUGUUCGAGGGCAUGAAGGCCUACAAGGACGUCGAGGGCAAGGUCCGCCUCUUCCGCCCCGACAUGAACAUGAAGCGCAUGAACACGAGCGCAGAGCGCAUUGCCCUGCCGACGUUCUCGGGCAAGGAGCUGAUCAAGCUGAUUGCCAAGCUCGUCGAGCUCGACGCCGCCUGGAUUCCCUCCGAGCCGGGCCACUCUCUCUACAUCCGGCCCGCACUCAUCGGCACACAGGCGGCGCUCGGCGUGCACCCCACCACUGAUGCCUUGCUCUUCGUCAUCUCCUCGCCCGUGGGCCCCUACUACAAGACGGGCUUCAAGCCCGUCGCCCUCGAGGCGGACCCGGCGCGCGUGCGCGCCUGGCCCGGAGGCACGGGCAACUUCAAGCUGGGCAGCAACUACGCGCCGGGCAUCCGCCCGCAGAUGGAGGCGGCCAAGCGCGGAUACCAGCAGAACCUCUGGCUCUUCGGCGACGAGCACUGGCUCACCGAGGUCGGCACGAUGAACCUCUUUGUGGUGCUGAAGAAGGGCGAGGGCAUCGAAAUCGUCACUCCCCCACUCGACGGCAUGAUUCUUCCCGGCGUCACGCGCGACUCCAUCCUCGCCCUCGCACGCGACCACGCCGCGGGCAGCAUCGCGCUCGAGGGCGUGCCGCAGCAGGUGACGGUGUCGGAGCGAGGCAUCAACAUGGGCGAGAUUCAGCAGGCCGAGAAGGACGGCUCGCUGUGCGAAAUCUUUGGCGCUGGUACCGCGGCUGUCGUCAGCCCUGUGGACCGCAUCGGAUACAUGGGCAAGGACAUCCACAUUCCCGUCGGCGAGGGCGGCGUGGGAGCGGUGGCAAAGGCCAUGCUGCAGCGCAUCCAGGACAUCCAGCUCGGGCGCGUCGAGCACCCGUGGAGCGUGCUGGUGGAGGACCUCGUCAAGUGAGGGGGGGACCCAACAGGCUUGCGGUACGGGGAAGGGAGAGGUGGGGCGCCACUAGAUAGAUGGAGUUGACGGGAUGAGGCACGCCUUGAAAAAGCAAGCUAGAUGUAACGCGCCUCGGCUUUCCCUGUCACACUUCUUCAUGCACUUCUUUCAUCAGCUGACGCCUGAUGCGACGGCCGUCUUCGCUGGCUCGCUGCUCAGCCCCCCGUCUGACGCGGUGCUACGCACGUGGCCGAGUGGAAGCGAGGUAUGCGAUUGGAUGAGCGUCUACGUGUCUAUGUGGGGGAUCUCUAUGGCACCGCUUCACGGACAUCUAGCGGCCCGAGGGUGAAGGGUGGGGCGAGGUGCCGAUCUCAUUUGAUGGUGAGCACGGGGCAAGGCGCAUGCUGCGUCAGAUGCGUCGAGGUGGCACCCACGCCUGC
Tilletiopsis washingtonensis is the source of this 1673-nucleotide messenger RNA. RefSeq names its product branched-chain amino acid aminotransferase II. Gene Ontology annotation, molecular function: branched-chain-amino-acid:2-oxoglutarate transaminase activity. Lineage: Eukaryota; Fungi; Basidiomycota; Exobasidiomycetes; Entylomatales. Gene Ontology annotation, biological process: L-valine biosynthetic process; L-leucine biosynthetic process. The transcript has 4 exons. The record is from RefSeq and is a predicted model, not a curated record. Gene Ontology annotation, cellular component: mitochondrion. The coding region runs from base 1 to 1251 and encodes 416 amino acids.